CGUACGAUUCUCACGAUGGUAAGGUUCUCGUAUCCUUCGCGGAUCUUCGCCUCCAGUCUUUUUGUGUGCGAAUAUUCUCACAAGGACAUAUCCGCGACUUCUCUAUCUACGCCAAGUAACGAUAUCUUUCUCAAUACAUAAGUCUGUUAUUCCAAAGCACUUUUACAUAGACACGGGCUGUGCAAACCAUCGCGAUCUUCAUUAGUACGAGAAGCCACCUCUCAAAUCUCCCCCGUUUUGUCAUCGUAUAUCUAGAUGAACAAAGCCGCCUGAGUCGCUGAGAAUGCCUCCUUGGGCUUCUUAUUCUUCAAGUCCACAUCCGUGGGCUGUAGUCCAUCCUGCCUUUCCCAAUAUAAAUGUCAUCGUGGUUGGUAUUUGCUCGACCGUAUGCUUCUCGAACCUCCCCCGAAGUCUAGAAACGGAUGUACGCAGAGCACAAUGCUUAGACAAGCUCCGUCGUUUUGGCGGUGUUCAAGGACAAAGUCCCUCUCGAGCUGGUCGACCUUAACGGAGACUAUUCUCAUGUUGGUACAAGGCUCGGAGGCCUAUACUUUUGUCUAUUCACUUGCUAAACGGCCUUCUUGGGUCCCGGAAGCGCUCUCCUACUUGGCCUCCUCUAAAAGACGCCUGGCCUCCUCGACAAGUUGGCUGAAUAUGACGGUUCCCCCGAGGCGGCAAGAGAGAGGAGUGAGAUAGGCAAGGCUGGAACUGGGGCUGCGCAUCGACGAGCUGCUGUACAACACAUCGCACGCCUGACAGUGUUCCCCAUUGCGCGCGCUUGUUCCUGUAACACGUGCUAACUUAGUAGGUAUAGAAAGAAAACUACGAGAUCGUAGUACGUGCAAUGCUGAGUAGCGUGGCUCUACACACGUUUAGAAGGCCC
Molecule: messenger RNA, 883 nt
Organism: Mytilinidion resinicola
Lineage: Eukaryota; Fungi; Ascomycota; Dothideomycetes; Mytilinidiales; Mytilinidiaceae
Exons: 1
Coding region: 284-508 (74 amino acids)
Source: RefSeq, a predicted model, not a curated record